UAGAGAUCCAGAGGCCACGCACGGUAAAACCAAGGGGUGUUCACCGAAGUGUGGCCCUAGGGAGCACAUCGGACUCCCUCAGCGGCCGGGCUGGGCCCGAUCCUACCCGCAGUGGGUCCCAUUCCAGCGACCUGACAUCUUAAAAUGCCCUCGGUACGUCCUCAGAGAAGAGGAAUCACAUCCUGGAGGAGCAAUCAAGGCUGCCUUCUCAGAGGAGGCGGCCUCUGGGGGAACAGAAAAGAAGGCGGGUGUGUUGGAAUCGGCAGUGGGCUCUGAGAGGCCGGGGGCUUCUUCACCUCGGUAGCCCCAGCGCCCUGCAAACGCCCGUGGGAACGGGCGCUCAACACUGACUCGCUCCGUGAACAAAUGACAGCCCGGGAACCCAGCCAGGCUCUCUGCGCACGUCCCUCCACCCCGCCCGCGGCGACGCACGCGCAUGCGCACUCCAGGCCCUUCGCACCAGGCCUCCGCGGCGACGCCCCGCCCCCCUUGCGGUCAGUACGCAGGCGCGGGGAGAGUGCGCGGGCGGAUGACGUCACUCCGCGCCGACUCCGCCUCUGGAGGCGUCGCUCGCCGACCGCGUCGUCAUGGAGCUGAGGACCGAUGAGAAGCGCUGGCUUGGCCUGGCGCGAGCGUGCUGGAGCGGCCGCACCUCUGCGGGACUCCCUUCUGCCGCGUUAACCCCCCCCACCCUCUGUUGCCAUAGGUGUUUCCAAACAGGACAUUCGCGAACAGAUCUGGGACUACAUGGAAUCACGAAACUUAGCGGAUUUUCCCCGGCCUGUUCAUCACAGGAUUCCCAACUUCAAGGGCUCUUAUCUGGCUUGCCAAAACAUCAGAGACCUAGAAGUUUUUGCCAGAACACGGGAAGUUAAAGUGGACCCCGACAAACCGCUGGAAGGCAUCCGGCUGCUGGCGCUGCAGAGCAAAAAAACAUUGUUGGUGCCAACACCACGGCUGAGAACGGGGUUAUUUAAUAAGAUCACGCCGCCGCCCGGCGCAACGAAGGACGUCUUGAGAAAAUGCGCCACCUCUCAGGGCGUGCGCAACUACAGCACCCCCGUGGGCUUGGAUUCCAGGGUCCUUGUGGACUUGGUGGUGGUGGGGUCCGUUGCCGUUUCUGAAAAAGGUUGGAGAAUUGGGAAGGGAGAAGGUUAUGCUGAUCUGGAAUAUGCCAUGAUGGUGUCGAUGGGAGCGGUCGGCCCGGAGACACCAGUGGUCACCAUCGUCCACGACUGCCAGGUCAUCGACAUACCUGAAGCGCUGCUCGAGGACCACGACCUCACCGUGGACUACAUUCUCACUCCGACGAGAGUCAUUGCCACAGGGUGUGAGCGCCCAAAGCCAACGGGAAUCUUAUGGUCCAAGAUCAGCUGGGAGGUGAUGGGGAAAAUCCCAGUACUCCAAAGCCUUCGUCGCCGAGAGAAGCAGGCUGGGAAGGACGUCACCCUCCGGGACGAGCCCCGGCGCCUCCUGGGAGCCAGCAGCCAGCAGCCAGCUCACCUGAGCGCCGUCCGGGGGCCCCGGGACCCACCCCUGCCAGAACCCUGCCCUGCGCAGGGGGAGGACGGGCCCGCUGGCACCGUUUGCGUCGGGAACCUUCCCCGGGACGCCCGAGUGAGCGAGCUGAAGAGAGCCCUCCGAGAACUCGGAGCGGUCCCCCAGAGGCUCACUUGGCAGGGGCCCCGGGGCAGGGCCCUCCUGCAUUACCAGGCCCCGGCCUCCGCCCAGCAGGCCGUCUCCCGCCUGCAGGGCUUGCGCUUGGGGGCGGCCACCGUGACGGUGGCACUGGCCAGGCGGCAGAGGGCCAGCGACCCGCCGGGCGGCCGCGUGCAGGAGCCACGGCCUGACUGUCGCCCGGCCGUCGCCGACCUGUGAUGGGGCGCUGCUCCGGUCCCCGUGGAACUUGAGGGGCGUGGCAGCAGGACUCGGCAGAGCGUUGCUGCGUGAGCGGCUUUGGGCCCAGGCCUCUCCAGGAUGGCCCGGCCUUGUGUCACCGCCCAGGACCUCCUGACGAGUAGAGAGUCAGCCAGUAGCUCACGGCCGACAUGUCCCAGCCCUGCUGUGUCUGCGUCCCGUAACCUGCCGGGUGUUGCCACCACACCGGCUUCUCUGGUUAUUCAGAGGCCGCAGGGGACCGAGUCGGAGUAAACGGUGGCAGCCAGGGGUUUGUGGUUGGGGGGGAGGGGGAGUAAGGGGCGAGGCCCUGGCAGGGGUCAGGGGCAGGUGCACGCCCUGCUGUCCUGGGAUCCUGGGUCUGGAGCCACCGCAGGGGGAGAGCUGUGUUCAAGUCGCAGAAGCCAACAAGCGCGGUCUCCUGGGUGCGGCUGUUUGUCGCAACUUGGCGCUGGCGUCCGCGACGGAGAGCCCGUGUGACUGGGGGGCGGCACGCACCUCACUGCUCUGCCCUCACCCCUCCGUCCGGGAGAAGACCCUCCACUCCACAUGGUCUUGUAGGAGGUGCCCGCCAUGGAGAAUGAGCUGCCCCAGCCUGUGUCACAGACAGUGACAGACGCUCAUGCCGAUUUGCCUAAUGCCCCACGUUUCUUGGUUUUUUCCCUCCACUUUUCCUGAAAAGCAAACUGGAUUUUGGCUGGACUGUGCUUUCUAAACAGAAGCACUUUUGCAAUGGAUCCUGGGCAAAAAGUCAAAGAAAGCAUUUACGUGGAGAUUUUUUUUUUUUAAUGUAUACACGUGAGAAAUUUUAGUUUUUUCACCAGCAGGUCGUACUGGGCACGUUGCAAGCACAUUGUUACACCUCAGGAGGGCCUGGCUUGCGUGUGCUUUCAAGAAAACCUUGAGGCACUCGGUCUCCCUCGCCAAAGCGCUUUCUCAUUGGCUUUACAACGAAAAUACCGUGGAGACGUCGGAAAAGCCUGCCCUGAGAUUGCUCACUAAAUGUAGGCUUCUUUCCCAAGGCGCCAGGAAUCAAACGAAGGGCGGAAAGAUCUUCUGGGCUCUCUCUUCCCACCUGUACCGCCCACCCCACCCUUGUGGCUGCCUUUUGCUUCGUCACCCAGCGCCCGGCUCAGAUGUUAGAGGCUGAACCUGACCCCCUCACCCAGAGCAGCAGUCUGGUCGUCUGACUCCUCACGGUUUUUUGUUUUGCUUUUCUGCCUUGUUUCUCAUGUCUUUUUUCCAUAAAUUUUCCCUGUAUUUGACAUA
Herpailurus yagouaroundi (jaguarundi) is the source of this 3165-nucleotide messenger RNA. It is a transcript of the gene MTHFSD, whose product is annotated as methenyltetrahydrofolate synthetase domain containing. The record is from RefSeq and is a predicted model, not a curated record. The transcript is spliced from 8 exons. Bases 748 to 1878 code for a protein of 376 amino acids. Gene Ontology annotation, molecular function: RNA binding. Gene Ontology annotation, cellular component: cytoplasm. Lineage: Eukaryota; Metazoa; Chordata; Mammalia; Carnivora; Felidae.